Molecule: messenger RNA, 3494 nt
Organism: Vanrija pseudolonga
Lineage: Eukaryota; Fungi; Basidiomycota; Tremellomycetes; Trichosporonales; Trichosporonaceae
Exons: 4
Coding region: 540-3422 (960 amino acids)
Source: RefSeq, a predicted model, not a curated record
CGUCGCGCGUCAAGACCCCGGAAAGCUGGCCUAGUCAAACCACCCGCCACCCACUCGGCACCCACUUUCCCAUCUCAUCUCUCACAGCCAGGCACAUCCCAUCCAUCCUACAUCGACCCAUCAAUCAGUCACCGCCUGCUUUCCACUCUCCGUCCACCGACAACACAAGUCCGAGUCCGAGCUCCGAGACCAACAAGGCUGCUUCUCUUGCUGCCCUGCCCCCACACCGACAGAGUAUAGACCAGUGGGCGUCUUGUGGGCCUGCUUACGCGCCGUACCCCUGCCCUAGUCACCCCCCGUCACCUCGACGUAACCUCCCUCCGGCGCGAGCUCCGGCGGACGACGCGCCGCUCCGAACAACCACUACCUCGCGCCUCGACACACGACAGCACGCGACAGAUCUCCCCCUGCCUCGGCGACAACGCGGUAUUAUCGCGGCACGACCAAGCGACGACAGCGCGUCCCCAUCCCGCCGGCUUCCUCGGCAAGCGAGAGAAACUUGCAACUUCUCCAGACAUCUCCCCUGACUUUUGCCGCUCAUGAACACGAACGGACAGCAACAACAACAACAGCAACACCAGCACCAGCAGGACAUGCGCCGCCGCUCAUCAGGGAAUAGCAACGGCAAUGCCAUGGCGGGGCCGAGCCUGCAGGCUCAGCAACAUCAGCAGUUUGCUCUUGGCGUCGGCCCAUCCCAGCAGCAGCAACAGCAACAGCAGUUCUUCAGCAUCCAGCGCGCCGGCUCGGCGGGCGACGCAAACUCGCUCGGCGUCCCAGGCCUCACCACCAACCCCAUGACGCUCGCGGCGCUCUCACAGCAAGAGCUCGAACGGCACCAGCGCUCUGCAAACGGCCCAACACCAGAAGACCCGUACAUGAACGUCCGGUACCAGGCGUUCCCAGUACCCGGCGGUCGCCCACCCCGCAAGACUCACGGCCCGCCAAACCUCGAGCUCGACUCGUCCACACACCCUGUCGGCAACCCCGCGAGUGGGAUUACGCCUGGCACGAUGGCGAACCUGCAGGGCCUGUCUAGACCAACAACAGCCUCGACAUCGGUCGACGACGACCCAGUGAGACCAUUCCUCGAUGGACUCGCUGCCGCCGCCGAGAUCCCAAGGCAUCGAGAAAUGUGGACAGACCUCAUCCGCUUCAAGACGCGCAACCUCGAGCUGCAGAUUGCCGAGGCUAGGGCAAAGGAGCGCGCUGCGGAGCUCGAGCUGUUCCGCCUCAGGCAGGCUACAAAGGGCACACCAGCAGCCGCGGCGACAACUCCUUCACCCCACUUCAAGUCGAGUGCGAGCGACAAUGCGAGCGCUGGCAUUGGCACGCAGCCGGCGACCUCGCCCAACACCCAGAACACGGGACCCACGCUCGCCCAGCCAGACAUCUCGACGUUCCCAUUCGUCAUGCACGCCCGCUCCCCAGUCAUUGAGACGGCGCCAAUGGGUGAUGCUCUGGUCCCUCCUAUCACCAACCUGCCUGGAGCGCUGGCGGCUUCUUCUCAGCCAGCCCAGACCCAGUUCCAACAGCAGGCUCAGGCUCAGGUGCCCGUCCCAGCGGUGCCAUCGGCAAUCCCACCCAGCAUGAUGCAGCCCAUGACGCCGUUCGAUCUCGAGGCGAUCCUUACAGACGGCAACCUCGACAACCUCUUCUCGUGGCUGCCGGACAACGACCAUGUGUUGCAACAGCCGCAGACGGCGGCACCCUCCGACCUCAUGAUCAAUGGCGUCGACUCUUCGCUCCUCGGCAUGAUUCCCGGCACGGCGACAAGUGGAUAUGGCACAGAUUCCGCCGGUGUUCCCGCCACCCCGGCCUCCCCCGUGGUUAAGCGCCCGCUCUCGCCCGACGAGAGCGAGCACUCGCCACCGCACCAGCCGCCCAACAAGCGCGGCAAGCCCCGUGGCGAGAAGAAGAUGGUCAUCGAAAGGCAUGCGGCUUGUCUGUCGUGCGGAAAGAACGUGGCCCGCGCCCUUAUCCGUGCCCCCAAGAGCUCGAUCCCCUCUCCCAUCUCGGUCGAGUUCCGGUGCCCCGACUGUACCGGUAUUCACCAGCCACCCACGGUCGAGCCUCACAACAGCGCAGGCUCGGGCGCGUCACUCGGAAGCACGGAAACCCGAAAGCGUAUGCGCGCGGCCAUGGAGGACGACGACCUCCUGCUCGACGACCCAGCCGCACGCCGCUGCUUCUGUGACGUGUGCCAGCGCGUCGUCGCCACUGGCCAGGUUGUUGGUGAUGCCGAGCGCGUGCCCCUCGGUCACAUGACUGAAAUCGUGUGCACCAACUGCGAUGCCAAAUACCAGCGCUGUACCGACUGUGGUGGCGGUGGCGGCCCGCGCGUCGGCAUUGGAAAGUGGCGACUCAAGCAAGUCUUCCAGCCUGGCCGCAAGACGUGCAGCUUGUCGCACAGUCGCCUGGGUGACCGUCCACGAGAAAUCGGUGUCCAUGUCACACCUACCGACUUUACCCCUGAACAGCUCAAGGAGGUCAUUUCGCGCUGCAAGACGUUGUGGAGUGAGAAGACGCUCAGCCGUCUGGCGGUCCCGGAAAUGCUAGAGAUCGAUCUCCCCCCACAUGUUAUCAACCCCUUGCGCAACUUCCAAGACGUUGACGACAUUGUCACGAGGUGUUGGCCUUCUCGUGAGGCCAUGAUCCGUGCCGAAGGCAUCGACGGCAACCGCUUCAAGAGACUAUUGGGCCUCACUUGGGCACACUCGCGCCCUCGCCGCAGUGUCCGCACUGUCGACCUGGAAGAAGAGUAUGCUCGUACAGCCGAGCAGGACGACAACGAUGACAUGAGCACCGUGCUCGCGAACGUCAAGCGAACGAACGUCGUUAUCCCCCCUGGAUCUGAACUUAUUGGCAUGUGGGGCGGCGAGUGGGAUAUGCAGCACGGCUCGCUUCUCGUCUCGACCUUCAUCCCGUUCGAGGGCACCGACGGCGAAGACAGCACCGCCUUGUCUGUCGGUGAACUCAUCACCAAGGUCCAGAUCCUCCUGCAGACCAUGAAUGCCGAGCGCAAGGCUGAGGCACUGAGACUCGGCAAAGAGGCCCAGCUCGUCCGCCAGUGCGAGCAUCUCUGGGUCGUCUCUGGAGGCAGCAUGCCUCUUAUCCGCGAGCGCAUGGCCGACAUCCUCGUGCGCAAGCGCUCCUUUGUGCAUGUGGAAGAGUACCUUACGCGCCACCCCGAUUUCCUGCACGCCCUCAAGGCUCGCCCUGUCGGCUUGCAUCCCGACUUGCAUCGCCCGCUUCCGCACCAGGUGCAAGAUGACCCCGACUACCAGCCUCCGCAGCCGCUUGUUCUUGUCCGCUGGCUGGGCAAGGACUUUGACGCUCAGCGAAUCCUCGAGAUUAAGCAGAUGGAGUUUGGUGGUGGCAAGCACAAGGCCAAGCUCAAGCGCAUGCCCAAGAGCAAGGUGUAGGACGUUGUCAGAAGUAUAUUGUAGUUAUAAAAAGGGGGCAUACUUGGUAUUAUGCAUUUGGGCUUGAGAAGA